UCAGCGAUGACGGACAGCCAGGCGCACGCGCAUUGCUCGUCCCCGACGCCGCCGGUCCUGAUGCUGCACGCGCACGAGCAUCCGCAGCGUCACUGAGACGCUCAGAGCCUCGGAUCGGAUGAAGCGAUGCCAGCCGCAGACACACCGUCACCGAGCCUCACCCGAGCCCGAGAAUAAACACUGCUCCGAGUCCGAGUCCACAGCACGAGCUCCCUGCGAGGACGCGGCUCUGAAGCGGCUCUGAAGCGGCUCGUCACAUCGCGAUCUGGAGAGACUCGGCGCUUUGAUCUGGAUAUGUUGAGAGGCACGUGAGGAUGGAUGGGAUUAUUAGUGUUUUGGGGCUCCUGACGCUCGUUUUGGAGGGCAUCUCAUGCCAGGGAGUGUAUGCGCCUCCUACCGUCCGGAUCGUGCACUCGGAUAACGCGUGUAGCGUGGAGGAGGAGCGUUACUCUGAAAGGGUUUACACCAUCCGAGAGGGAGAGACGCUUGAGCUCACCUGCCUGGUCACAGGACAUCCUCGACCACAGAUUCGAUGGACCAAGACAGCAGGCAGCGUGUCAGACCGAUUCCAGGACUCCAGUGUAUUCAACGAAACCCUCCACAUCGCCAAGAUCCAGAGACAUCAGGGCGGACGCUAUUACUGCAAGGCUGAGAACGGACUGGGUUCACCGGCCAUCAAGUCCAUCAGGGUGGACGUCUACUAUCUGGACGAUCCUGUGGUGACGGUUCAUCAGAGUAUUGGUGAAGCUAAAGAGCAGUUCUACUACGAGCGGACGGUGUUUCUGCGCUGCGUGGCUAACUCCAACCCUCCCAUCCGCUACAGCUGGCACCGCGGACGAGACGUUCUCUCGCAAGGCUCUGAUAAAGGUGUGGAGAUCUACGAGCCCUUCUUUACCCAGCUCCAGGGGGAAACCAAGAUCUUGAAGCUGAAGAACCUGAGACCCAAGGACUACGCCAACUACAGCUGCAUCGCCUCCGUCAGGAACGUGUGCGGCAUCGCCGACCGCAGAGUCGUCUUCAGACUCACCAACAAAACUGCUCCCGCCUCCAUCAAGCUGCUGGUGGAGGAUCCGAUCGUGGUGAAUCCGGGCCAGACGGUGUCUCUGGUCUGCAUCAGCACCGGAGGAGAGCCGGCUCCGAGUCUGGCCUGGACCAGCGGCUCUGGAUCUCUGCCGGAGAAGAGCCUGAUGAAGGAAGGGGUCCUGACACUUCCUGCCAUCGCCUCUGAGGACGCCGGCAUCUACAGCUGCAUCGCCAGCAACAAUGUGGGAAACCCGGCCAAGAAAUCCACCACCAUCAUCGUACGAGCGCUGAAGAAGGGUCGCUUCUGGAUCACUCCGGACCCGUACCACAACGACGAUAACAUCCAGAUCGGCCGCGAGGUGAAGAUCUCGUGUCAGGUGGAGGCCACGCCGCCCGAGGAGCUGCAGUUCAGCUGGCUGAAGAACGGCCGGGCGUUACGCAGCUCCGAGCGCAUGGUCAUCACACAGACUGACCCCGACAUCUCGCCCGGAACCACCAACCUGGACAUCAUCGACCUCAAGUUCACCGACUUCGGCACCUACACCUGUGUAGCAGCUCUCAGAGGAGGAGCCAUCCCCGAGAUCAGCAUCGACGUCAACAUCUCCUCCACCACUGUCCCUCCUCUGUUUUUCUCUUUCUUAGUUCCUCCGAACCUGACCGUACCGCGGGGCAAGUCUCCGAUGGCGGUGCGGGAGGGAGACACGGUGGAGCUGGAGUGCCUUGUUUCAGGGAAACCCAAGCCCAUCAUCCUGUGGUCUCGGGCGGAUAAGGAGGCGCCAAUGCCGGACGGCAGCAUGCAGAUGGAGACCUACGACGGCGUCCUGCGCAUCGUUAACGUGUCGCGAGAGAUGAGCGGAUCCUACCGCUGCCAGACCAGCCAGUACAACGGCUUCAACGUCAAGCCCAGAGAAGCUGUGAUCGAGCUCAUCGUGCACUAUCCUCCGGCGGUGGAGCCGGUGUGGCAGGAGGUGCGGCAGGGUUUGGGUCGGACGUUGUCCAUGAACUGUCGUGUUCUUCGGGCUCAUCCGUCCCGUGUGCUGCGCUACGAGUGGAGACUGGGCUCGCGUCUGCUGCACGCCGGCACCUUCGACUCGCGCGACGACACCGACUACACCGUACGCAGCCUGGCACGCGAGGGCUACGGCGAGUACACCUGUGACAUCAUCAACGAGGUGGGGCCGGGACGCUGCACCUUCCUAGUGACCGGGAAAGCGUAUUCUCCAGAGUUUUAUUAUGACACCUAUAGCCCGCUGUGGCAGAACCGGCCGCGUGUUUAUGGCUAUAAGCUGCAGUGGACGCAGAUGAACCCAAGCGCCGUGGACCGGAUCAUGGCCUACCGCCUCGGGAUCCGACAGACGGGGCAGCAGCGCUGGUGGGAGCAGGAGAUUCAGGUGGAGGGAAACAUCCAGAAAGGAGAGCUGAUCACUCAUAACCUGACCGAGCUCAUCCGGCCCGAGGCGUACGUGGUUCGACUGACGCCCAUCACACGUUUCGGAGAGGGAGACUCCUCCACCCGAGUCGUCACGUACAGCGCUCCCAUCAAUCCUCGUCUGAGAGAGUUUCACUGCAGUUUUGAGGAGGAUCCCGUCUGUAUGUUCACUCAGGACAAGAACGAUGACUUCGACUGGACGAGACACAGCGCAGCCACACGUGACACCAAAUACACGCCCAACACGGGGCCCAGCGGGGACCGCAGCGGCUCCAAACAGGGUUUCUUCAUGUACAUCGAGACGUCCAGACCUCGUAAAGACGGUGACAGGGCGCGUCUCCUGAGCCCCACGUUUAAUGUGGCCCCCAGAAACCCCUACAGCAUCACCAUCCCGCCGGUGUACUGCUUCAGCUUCUACUACCACAUGUACGGCAAACACAUCGGCACUCUGAAUGCAUUUGUGAAGCAGAAAGGUCAGUCGACUUCAGAUGCCGGUCCAGUCUGGUCUCUCAGCGGGAACCAAGGGGACCGAUGGAGACAAGCCAAAAUUAGCAUCCAUCCCACUGCCUCCUUCCAGGUGAUAUUCGAGGGCAUCCGCGGCCCCGGGAUCGAGGGGGACAUCGCCAUCGAUGAUGUCACACUCGAGGAGGGGGAGUGUCCGGACCCUCCGUCCAAUCCGAUCAAAGGAGCGGCGGCACACAGCGUCUCCAGUAUAUGGCCACUGAGGGUCACGCUGUUUUUUACCCUAAUCAUCGGUCAGAGGUGACGCUCCUCGUGAGAAAAGACUCCUCAAUAUUUAAUCACCAAAGAUUCAUGCUUUCGGAUCGCGGAGGAGGCACAACAUCGGAAUGAAACAACAACAAACAGAAAAGUAAUAACUAAUGCUUAAAAUAAUAAUCUGCCGAGAUGCACCAAUGUGUGGAAUCAACCAAGGAUUUGAACGUUGACCUCAAAAGCACAACGAAUACUUCGCAAUCUGGAUUUACCUGAAAGCAGUUUUGCGAAAGAAAACUGAGUUUUACACACCAUUCCCCUUCCCUUUUUCCAUCUUGAGAUGUUGUUUUCUGGUGCUUUGGAGUACAAUCAACAAAACAUCUCAUCCUCUGGUUGAUCUUCUCUUGAAUUGUUCUGGGUUUGGUUUUGGAUCGGUGCUUUAAAAUGCAAAUAAAACAGACCCUCGUUUCGCUUUAUUCCCCGACUCCAGUAGCAGCCUGAUUUCUCAACACUGUGCUCACGUUCUCAAGCGAAGAACCUUGCGUUUUUUGGCGUCCGUGACGGUGGAAACUCAGUUCGUCGUCGUUGCCAGCACCAGUUGAGUGACAUUAAAAAAAGAAGUGCCUUCAGGUUAAAAACCGAUCCGUUAGCCUGGCCAUCGACACCAAACGUCCAUGUUUCUAACAUCUCCGAUGGGCUAUUUUAUACUCAUUUCUAUCGCCCCCAAAGUGCUGGAAUGCGCGACUGCGAGCGUCACGUACGAACAAUCGCGAACGCACGAUGUUUGGCUGCUGGAGGACGAUGUACGGACGAAUGUCACGCUUUCCAUCCUCGGCUGUCAUGCCUCUGUCAUUUAUACACCGAACAAUGUGCAUUCUGAGAGAAAAAAUACAAAAUAUUAAUAAUUGUAAUAAUAUUUUAUUACUCUAUCCAGAAUGUGUCUCAGCUUUUACAAACGAACUGUGAAAAUCGGUGGCGGUAUCUACCCGAGCGCUACUUUUUAUUAAGAGUGUUGUAAAAAAAAACGUGUUAUGAAAAUGUUUUGACAAGAAACUGUGUCUCGAUCUCGAUCUGAUUUAUGUUGAAAUGUUCCGACUUUGCUGUCUUUAUUUCUCGUCGUCUCCCUUGCAUCGCUGAGAAUAUCAAAAACGGGCAGAAAACGCUGGUUUGGUAACUGUACAACUUGUAUAUGUAAAGAAGCUCUGUUCAUUUGAGAUUUAUAUGAGAUGUUUUAUGUAUGAGUCAAAGGAAGCACAACAUUUAGGAUUCAGUCGUUUAUAAACAUCAUCAUAUAUGUGACGUCCUCCUACAAAACCAAUGUCAGAAUAUAACGACGCUGCAAGCUCACUAAGAAUUAAUUUAAAAAAAGUUAAAAUAAACAUUGCACAGGCUGCUUUAUAAUAAAUUUGGGUUUCACAAUGAAUGAUGGUGUGAUGCGGCAGGUGUCACCUCAGUAGCCGUUUCAUAAUAGAAAUGUUUAAUAUUCUGCAAUGCAUUACUUUAGUGACAAAUAACAUGAGAUUAAAAACGCCAGCCAUGAAGUCCUGAACCAUAAUGUGCAAUUUCCUUCCCUGCGCCCCAAAACCACCUUUAAUUUGUGAAUCAGCGGGAGGCUAAUAACGAAGCCUGAUUAUUCUCCUGGACCUCACAUAUAUGUGCUGCUGUGUAGCAUAGUUUAAAACAGAGUCACUACAUCAUGUAAAAGAUUCAUUCACCGUACAAUGACUGAUUGUUACAGGACUUCAGAAUCAUCCGUCUGAUGAAUCACGAGUCAAAUACACUCUUUAUGAGUCUUUAUGAUGUAUAGAAACAGACAUCAACAAUGAAGGAAAUACUAAUGAUGUUAAACAAGGGCUGAAGACAUCUUAGUUUGUUUCUGGAUGUACUGGACGCAUUUGUGAUGAUCUGCUGAUGAACAUGAACAGGCGUUCGCAGUGAUUGUGAUUCGUUCGAGUGAAUCACUUCAAACUCUACGAUUCCUCAGUUGCUUUAAAACCAUUAAACCAUGUGUUUCUGACAUUCACAUGUUUUUUAUUAAAAAUGCUAUGUACUGUAGGUAAAUAUUGCUGUUUAUUAUUCUGUGUUGUUGGUGUGUAUAAAUGAAAACGUUCCUCAAUCAUUUUUCUUUGUGUUUGUUUAGUGAGAAACUGGUGCAAACAUGCCUUGAUUGUUUGGAUUCGAUUAUAACUGUUUUAAUAUUAUGUUUGAACAUCAUUAUAUUGAGUAAUUUGGAUAAUUGUAAGGUCCACAGCUCGAAUGCCAGGAUUACAUUUUGGUAAUAUUUGGUUAAUUCAGUCCUUCUAUUGCACAAAAUAAAAAGUAAAAUAAAAUUGCAUACACCUUUUGCAUUUCAUGGUUGAUAGAACAAUUAAAAAUGUCACAUUUACCAAUAAAACUCAGACCUAAAAGUGUGUGUUCAAAGUCAUUUCAGACAAAUUAAUAAUAAUACUAAUAAUAAUAAUAAUGUGAAUCCACGGUGUGUUUAUGAUGUAGAUGGAUCUGAUCUGAUGUCCUGUAACAGCCGUUCAGUCAUUAUACUCACGCAGUUUCCAGUAAUGCUUCCUUUCACUGUAUUUCUUUGGAUUUACCAUUUUUGUGUCAUUCUUGCAACUAAUGAAGAAAAAUAAAGAACGCUAUUUUA
Carassius gibelio (silver crucian carp) is the source of this 5807-nucleotide messenger RNA. RefSeq names its product MAM domain-containing glycosylphosphatidylinositol anchor protein 2-like. Gene Ontology annotation, biological process: homophilic cell-cell adhesion. Lineage: Eukaryota; Metazoa; Chordata; Actinopteri; Cypriniformes; Cyprinidae. Gene Ontology annotation, cellular component: neuron projection; plasma membrane. The record is from RefSeq and is a predicted model, not a curated record. Gene Ontology annotation, molecular function: protein binding. The coding region runs from base 315 to 3218 and encodes 967 amino acids. The transcript is spliced from 17 exons.